Macadamia integrifolia is the source of this 1609-nucleotide messenger RNA. RefSeq names its product F-box protein At3g58530. The coding region runs from base 64 to 1104 and encodes 346 amino acids. Gene Ontology annotation, biological process: SCF-dependent proteasomal ubiquitin-dependent protein catabolic process. The transcript has 12 exons. NCBI's taxonomy places the organism in Eukaryota, Viridiplantae, Streptophyta, Magnoliopsida, Proteales, Proteaceae. The record is from RefSeq and is a predicted model, not a curated record. Gene Ontology annotation, molecular function: protein binding. Gene Ontology annotation, cellular component: SCF ubiquitin ligase complex.
AUUCUGGAGCAGUCGACCGCGCUUUCUUCUCUCUCUCUCUACCCCUCAGCUCUGCACGGAGAAAUGGAAGACGAGCUGCUUUGGAGCAGGGAGACCAUACCUCGUGUUCUGCAGAUAGUAAGCGCGAGACUCCCUCAGAGAGACCUUAUAUCUCUCCUUCUAGUCAGUCCAUGGUUGUACCGCACUCUCGUCUCCAAUCCAUCUCUCUGGCAGGUCAUCGAUUUGCACGAAAUGAAUAAUGCUGGUGAUCGAUUGAUUUCUGCUCUCUCGUUGUCCAGAUACCACCAUGUGAGACUGCUCAACCUUGAAUUUGCACAAGAUAUUGAAGACAAACAUCUCACUCUACUUAAAUGCAAGCAUAUGGAAUCACUCCAAGAUUUGGAGUCACUAAAUCUUAAUGGCUGCCAGAAGAUAUCUGAUAAUGGAACCGAGGCUGUAACUAGUGCUUGCCCUAAGCUCAAGGCAUUAUCUAUCUAUUGGAAUGUGAGGGUGACAGAUUUGGGUAUAGAGCAUAUUGUGAGGAACUGCAAACAUAUGGUUGAUCUGAACUUGAGUGGCUGCAAGAACAUUUCAGAUAGAAGUAUGUAUUUGAUUGCUGACACUAUCCGAGAGCUGGAGUCUUUGAAUUUGACUAGGUGCAUCAAGAUAUCAGAUCGUGGACUGCAACAAAUAUUAUUGAAGUGUCACUCCCUGCGUUAUCUAAACCUUUAUGCUCUCUCAAGUUUAACGGAUGAAGCAUAUGAGAUGAUAGCACUUCUUACUCAUCUUAAAUUUUUAGAUCUCUGCGGUGCACAGAAUCUGUCUGAUGAAAGUCUUUCCUGUAUAGCCAAAUGCAAGAAUCUGGUAUCUCUGAAUUUGACUUGGUGUGUAUGUGUUACUGAUGUUGGAGUUAUAGCCAUCGGACAAGGUUGCCCAUAUCUUGAAUUCCUGAGCUUAUUUGGCAUCAAGGGAGUGACUGACAAGUGCCUGGAGGUGCUCUCAAGGUUCUGCUCGAGCACACUGACAACCUUAGAUGUGAAUGGGUGUAUUGAAAUUAAGAGAAGGAGCCGUGAGGAAUUGCUUCAAUUGUUCCCACAUCUAAGAUGCUUCAAAGUGCAUAGCUAAUACUUUUGUCCAAGGAGCUUCUAAUAUAUUCCUUCUCGUCUGUGAGUGUACCUAUUUACUGAUUAUCUUGGCUCUUAGUUGCUUGAGUGAACUGAACUGUAUUUGAAAAAUAACAGCUUAAUGAAAUCUGGAGUGAAUGUGAGAUAUUCAUGACAGAUUUAGUCUGCUUCUUGCCUUUUUUGUGCUAAUGACAUAUUUGUGUCUCCAUUGAGCUGGUCAUCCUUGCACAACUGUUGGGUGAAGCAUAGCCUAUUUCAUGCAAAAAGGAAAAUCUGAAUAUCCAUACCAUCAUGUCAUGUAUGGGUAACUGCCCUGGAUUGAGGAAGAAAUUGCUGCAUUGCAUGGAGGGGCCCAAUUUUGUUGGUAUAUGUAUUUAUUUACGCGAUCUUUCGACUAUGGCCUGACCUAGUGAAGUGCCACCACUCUUGGAUUUUUUACAUUACAUUAAUUUUACUUGUAUUGGAUUCCAUUAGAAUUUUAUAAUGAAGAUACUGUUAUUUUAAAA